AAUCCAGCUCACAGCUGAGGAUUGGUGCAACCGAGCGAUCUUCCUCUAUAUCCACAAAGCCUAGAGUGUCAUCUGUCUCCUGUGUGCGUUUCUCAUUCCCACAGGAUAUGAAUCAUUCUCUACUGGAGCAGUGACACCAAGAUAAUGGACUUCUGUGUGCAGUAGAGGACACGACUGUCAUCUGCUAAACAAAAGACUCCGACAAACAUUAAGUACUACAGUAUCUUAUUAUGAGUAUCUUAUUACAACAAAGCAAUAUAAAGCACCAUCAGAAUAUUCAGCAGCUGACCAGAGGAAGUGCGGACAGCCUGUGUGAGCAUCUGUCUGGGAUGGAUGGCCAGGUGGAGGAGCUGAAUGGGACAGACCUGGAGGGACAGAGCUUUCUGCGCUUCAACCCAACAACUCUUUCCACUGGAGCUGCUGCGGUCUCGUCCAGCCACACUGAAAGUGUCUACGUCUAUCUUUCUAUCUUCCUCAGCUUGCUGCUCUUCCUCCUCACCCUCCUCGUUAUCACCCUGCACAGGCUGAAAAACAUCAUCUCGUCCAGUUCGUCCUAUCCGGAGUGCAGCAGCGAGGCAGGCAGUUCAUUCACCAACAUGGAGAUCUGCAGCCUGUCUUCACAGAGAUCAACAGUGUCAUCAUUGUCCUGCUAGUGACAUUAUUAUAAUAAAUGCAAAUGUUUUAUAACAUUAAAUCAUUACUGAAUCAUUAGUCAUUUUUAUGACUUAUUGCUAUAGUCAUAGGCAAACAUAUUCAUAACAGUAAUACAAAAAUAAAAAUAAACAAUGGGGCUACAAAAACAAAAAGGUUAAGGAUCGAUAUUCCUGGGGAAGAUAAAAUGCCUCACCCUUAACUAUAUGUAAUAUCCCUCUAAGCUCUCGCAUUUGGAAGUGUUUUGUUUUUUCCAAAAUACAAUACGCCCAUUAAUAAUUAUUUACACUAUUUACACUACUUUUUACUGUUUCAGAAUAAUAAUCAAGACUAUGAAAUAACAUUUGAAAUAAGACAGAGUAUUAUGCAUUGACUAAGAAAAGUUAAAUAAAUCAAAACUAUUUUAUAUUUUAAAUUAUUAAGAGUAGUCACUCUUAGUAUCUUCUCAGUCAGCUUUAUGAGGAGCUUCACCCAGGAGGCUUUUCUUAAAUUUCCCAGAUAUUCAGAAACAUAUAUAUUGACUUCACUAUUUACAUUUGUCUUAGAAACAAAUUUCAACCAUAAACCUUUAUUAAAAGGUCUUUAAGAUAAAGAAAUAUUCAAUCUAGUGUGUCCAGACUUGUGACUGGUAUUGUAAACUCACACCUAGUGUUGGCAAUGUGUGUGUGAUAAUGAUGACUUAUAAAAAAAUGAAAAUAAAAAAAGGUUUCAACUGUAGCUAAUUGUCAACUGAAUAAAUGUAGGUGAUUUAAGAAUUUAAAAUAUAUAUUUUUAAUGAAGUAUACGGAAAAUCAUCAUAUAAUAAGACAUUUAAGUGUUAGUUAUAGCCACUCUUUUUAUAGAAGAAACUGAGAAUUAAGAGUAUGAUCCAGGGUGUAUAGUAGUAAUCUUAACUCUAAUGGAGAACCUAUGUAGAGGCUAUCCCGUGCUCCCAGGAUAGCCUCCAGACCACCCACAAGCCUGACUAGGGUAAAGUGGAUGAACGAAUAGAUAAAAGAAAAUUAAGAGUCCAGUACUCCAGAUUGCCUCUAGCACACCAGAUCUGAGUUCAACCAGCUUACUGAGUUUGCCUUUAGGGAAAGGGGUGGAGCUAAGCAGCUAUGUUCCAGCAGGGUGGAGCCUAUUUCUGGGCCUGAAAACUGUAAGCCAAAGCUAGAAGACACUCGCGAGAUCCACUGCAUGGCAAUGGUAUGAGUUUAAGGAAUCUUUGAAAAUAUAUGAUUAUUAUAGACUUUUAACAAUUAUAUACACUUAUAAGACUUACACAAGUAAUUAUAAAGUGCGCCAUAAACACCUAUUUGUUUACACUUUCAUUUAUAGUGCCUUUUUUCUACGUUACUAUUUCUAAAAAGAAAUUGUUUUAAAAAGGAGCUUUUCUAGCAACACUAUGCGAAGAGACCUUACUAACAGGAAUAACAUUAAACCUUCUAAGAGGAAGAUGGUACACAGAUUAUUAGGAGUUUGAUGGGGUCUAUGCAGGGAAAAAUCACAUUAAAGUUGAACAAUAUGUGCAACACUGAAACCCAUGACUUGUGUGUGUCUCUUACUGUCUACAGUGUAAUGAAUAUUUGAGGAAAUUCAGUCUGAGGCCCAUGAAACACAAACCAUGUCCUGCUGUAAGCUGUAAAUGUGCAUGAUUUUACAAAAUGGAAUAGGAAUUUAGUAGUUUCAUCAAACAAUAUUUCCUGAAUAAAAUGAGGAUGAAACUGUUCGAGUAUUGUCUCUGUAUCAUGUUAAAUAUCUGGUGAAUCUUGCACCUGACUGCUCCAUAACACAUUUGAUACAAAGUGAUUAGUAAAGGCAUGAGUACCUUAUGUCCUGUGAGUAGCUAUUAUUAAAUCAUUACAGGACUAUAUCUCAGCAAAGUGGACUGCAGUAUAUAACUGUUUGUGAUACCUAAUUUCUCUUAUCCCUGACUGCUGCUCAAUACUUUUAUGCAGAUAUUUAGUAUAGUCGCAAAUACACUCUAUAUUCUAUGGGAAAUGAGCAGCAUUUAAAGAAGGCUUGCCUUUUAAACAAACGGCUGUAUUUCAGUAACAUGGGGUGAAAUAUGCCAAAUACUCUUUAUUAACACAGAUGUGUGUAUGACCUAUAACUCGUCCCUGAGUGCACAAACUGUUAAUAUAGACAUAUAUUACAGAUAGAAUUUAUACACUAACUUGAGUCCUUGAUAUAUUCCACUCGAUUUUCAUUGAGAUACUGAGAUCUUUGGGCUAAAAAAUUCCUGGUUUGUUGUAAUUGUUUCUCAGGUGAUUCCGCAAUUAUGGUGCAAAUUGUAAUUCUUAAAAAAUGAACUUUUUCAAAAUUCUUUUUGAACAUUGAAUCUAAGAAAACAUUUGACUAUUCAGAAAUGUGUGAACUCAUCUCAGCACUUUGCUGUUAAAUGAGUAACACGGUUGUAAGGACCAGGGUUGUGGGUUUGUUUAUAAAUCUUAGAAUUAGCAAUUACACAAAGUGUGACUAACUAACACCCAUGCUAAUGGCAUGAAGACAUUAAGGACAGUCUAAUGAUUUACAUCAAAUGAUUAUUUUGAAUGAAUUAUUUCAUUUAGUCAUCUGGAUUAGAGGACUGGACAUUCACAGUGACCUCAUCAGUCAGUAUCACGUGUGGAAUAUUCCAAAUAUUUCACUGGGAUGAAUGUGUUUAUGUAACAGGGUUGAGUUCAUUUUGUGUCACCAAAAGUACCAUAUAGCUUCAUAACAUAUUAUCAAUGACUCAUGGAAAAGGUUUUUUCAAGUAUUAUAUGUGAAACAGAUUCACAUAUUAACCCAAGAAUAAUAGGGUUAUCGAAAUAGUUUAAUGACUGUAUUUCAAGGUAAAGUGCAGUUACAGUGGGAUGGAACAGGCUGUUUCCUGUGGAUAGAUUAGAUUUGAUUCAACUUUAUUGUCAUUGUGCAGAACCAAUGAAAUGCAGUUUUUCCACAUAUUCCAGCUUGCUAGGAAGCUGGGGUCAGCCAUGAUACAUAUCAAUACAGCACCCCUGGAGCAGAUGUGGUUAAGCGCCCAACAGCAGCAGCUUAACAGUGAACCCCCAACCUUCCAGUCAGUCACCCAGAGCCUUAACCAUUCAGCCACCACUGGAUAGGGCUUCUUUUUUAAGUUAUUACU
Molecule: messenger RNA, 3760 nt
Organism: Pangasianodon hypophthalmus (striped catfish)
Lineage: Eukaryota; Metazoa; Chordata; Actinopteri; Siluriformes; Pangasiidae
Product: serine-rich and transmembrane domain-containing protein 1
Exons: 3
Coding region: 231-653 (140 amino acids)
Cellular component (GO): intracellular membrane-bounded organelle
Source: RefSeq, a predicted model, not a curated record